AUGUUCCUCCAUUAUUUCAACAACAACAACUUGAACUCUACUACUCAUCUUGCCAUGAUAAAUUUCCUUAAAGGGCACCCCACUAGAGCCAUUGUUCCGGUUAAGGAGAUUGCCAAUGCCUAUAAUAGAGUACUACUCGAUAGUGACUACCUUUCAUACGACACUGAUCCAAAUAAUCAGCAUCCAUUAGCUUACGGAACUGAUCCUGGUAACUUGGAUGUCAGAACCACCGUUGCCAAUUGGUUAAAUAACAAGUACAAAAUCAAGUCAACCACUGCUGACUUAAUAAAUUUAACUGCCGGGGCAUCGUAUGGAGUGGCCAAUAUCUUGGCAUCAACAACGUCACCUCAACUCACGAAAAAGGCAUUUGUCGUUACACCAACAUAUUUCUUAAUCAAUAACGUAUUUGUUGAUGCUGGUUUGGGCGACGAUUUGAUAGCUAUCAACGAAACAUCAUCUGGCGAGUAUGAACUCGAUUUGGAGAAACUUGAGUCUGAAUUGCAAACACAUGGCAAAACUGGGGUCAAUAACGUAUUGAAAGACCCCAGGGGUGAACGCAAAAUCUAUCAAUUUGUCAUGUAUCUUGUUCCAGCAUUUUCCAACCCCGGUGGUGUGACAUACUCUCUCAAGACUAGAGAAAAAUUAUUGCAAUUGGCAAGAGAAUACGACAUGUUGCUCAUCAGCGAUGACGUUUAUGAGUUUUUGGACUAUUCUUCAACCACGCUGAUUCCUCCACCAGUACUGAAGAUAAACCAUCUUGAUCAAAAGACGGUGUCAAACAAGUACGGGAACUCAAUUUCCAACGCAACUUUUUCAAAAAUCAUUGCCCCUGGCCUAAGAGUUGGUUGGCAAGAGUCGGCAACCCCCGCAUUAGUCCAACAAUUGAGUAUCACUGGUGCCAAUAAAUCAGGUGGUACGCCUUCACAAUUGUCAACGUUUGUCGUUGCCAAUUUGAUAGAAUCGGGUCAGUUGGAUACAAUCAUUCUCAAUUUCAAAUCAAUUUACGCCGAGAGAGCAGAGAUUUUAAAGCAAAGUAUACAAAAGUAUUUACCUUCUGGAACCAAAGUUUAUGGAGGCGAUGGUGGAUAUUUCCUUUGGGUCGAGUUACCCAAAGAGAUUAAUAAUCGUGCUGUGAUUCAACACUUGGCAGAAAAAGAUGUCAUAAUCCCUAGUGGUGAAGGGUUUGAAGUGCUUGGGUCAGAGAAUAGACAAGGUUGGGGAGAUCAUUGUGUUAGAUUGAGUAUUAGUUACUUGACCUCAGAGGAGAUUGAAAAAGGGGUCAAAAUUUGGGGAGAGACAAUUGCAGAAUUGAGCAGCAAGUAG
Molecule: messenger RNA, 1323 nt
Organism: Lodderomyces parapsilosis
Lineage: Eukaryota; Fungi; Ascomycota; Pichiomycetes; Serinales; Debaryomycetaceae
Product: 2-aminoadipate transaminase
Exons: 1
Coding region: 1-1323 (440 amino acids)
Biological process (GO): biosynthetic process
Molecular function (GO): pyridoxal phosphate binding; L-2-aminoadipate:2-oxoglutarate transaminase activity
Source: RefSeq, a predicted model, not a curated record